AAGGUAAUUCAUAUUCUUUACAGCUUCCAACACUUCGCAAUCGACCGAGUGCAAGAACGAAGACAGUAUGUACAAUUAAUCAUGUUCCAUUUCAUCCAACUGAUGCCGUCUCCAGCUACCAUCACGCAGAACACAAACGUGACUCAGAACGCGCAACCUGAACAACGUGGUUCGUCAACAUCACCAUUAACCUUGUCUUCACCUUUUGAAAGUAGCACGUCCCCUCUACCUUCCCCUCUUGUUUUCGGACCGCUCCUUAACCAGGCGAACUCUAUGAUUACCCCGGCCGUUCAACGAACCGUUGCGCCAACAGUCCCUGCUCUGCGGGUGAUUAAACGAACUAAACGUUACGACGAUGAAAGGACUUCCUCAUCAACUUCAUCAACUUCUUUGGUAUCCGGCACCGUUAACAACGCUCCUGGAGGAAAGAUGCCAUCUCCUCCUUUAAUGACUGCUCCAUUGGAGGCCCAGGGCCCGCCUCCCUCGAAAACUGCCUCCAGACAUGAAGGACUCACGCGCGCGAUUAUCGCAGAAAGCUCUGCAUCCACGACGGCCAAAGCUAUGCUCAAGCCUUCUCUUUCCAAGGCCAGUUCCGUGUCAGGGCCUAGAAGAGUACUUUUACCUGAAUCCGGCAAACCAACCAAACCAGCUUCGGGACCUGGCACCUUCGCCCGUCCUAAAAUCCCUGUUCCUACUCUGGCUACCGUGCAUGGCAGGGCUUCUGCGGUGGCAUCAGGAAUCUCGAGGCCGGCAGUUGUUAGUGGAAUUCCACCGCCUGUAUCAAAAUUACCUGCUCCCUCCGGGAUUGCACGUUUUGGUCGCAAAGCGAGUGCACCACCUUCUUCAGAGUCCUCAAGUCGAAUGGCUCCUGUCAGACUUAUUCCGCGUCGUUACCCUACAUAUGGUCCUUAGUGGGGUCUUCAUUCUAUCUGGUUAUCAUGCUCUCUUCAUUACAAGCUUGGCCUUUUCACGACACCUAUCCUGCGUUCAAUAUGUUAAUAGUUGCUUGAGACUUUUAUUCUGCCCCACUUAUGACAUUUUAUAGCAUCAACACACUGGAUACUGACACAUGUAUUACACUCACCAAUGGCACCAGUUACAAUUACAAAUGUGUUCCCUUUUCGCUUACAUAUCUAGAG
This is a messenger RNA of Lentinula edodes (shiitake mushroom), 1139 nucleotides long. RefSeq lists its product as uncharacterized. The transcript is spliced from 2 exons. The record is from RefSeq and is a predicted model, not a curated record. Bases 82 to 912 code for a protein of 276 amino acids. NCBI's taxonomy places the organism in Eukaryota, Fungi, Basidiomycota, Agaricomycetes, Agaricales, Omphalotaceae.